AAGGUCUUAUCUCCACAACCUCCAUUAGCACAUGUGCUCUAACUAUUAACUAUUUGGACUGUUUCUAACACAGGAAAAAGAAAUGAGAGCAAAUGCAAGUGCUGCUUCAAUGGCAGGAACCUUAGAGAAGCGGCUACUAGUUAUGAGUUUUAAUUGUAAAGAUAUACAGAAACAAAAAACAUAUCAACCAUUUCUGAGAGCAAGUUCAGUUGGCAAUGAUGAGAAAUUUUGUUCUGUUCAACUCAAACAUUCUCAUAACUCAAUAAGCCUGCGCGGCGAUUCAUUAAGGGUUUGUGCAAUUAGAAGGAGAAGGGUUCAUGAGAGGACAGAAACUUAUGUACUAUUAGAACCUGGACAAGAUGAGAAGUUUGUGUCUGAAGAAGAGUUAAAAGUUAAGUUGAAGCAUUAUCUUGAGAACUGGCCAAAGAAGUCAUUGCCACCAGAUCUUGCAAGAUUUGAUACCAUUGAUGAUGCAGUUUCUUUCUUGGUAAGUUCAGUUUGUGAACUUGAAAUUGAUGGAGAUGUUGGCACUGUACAAUGGUAUGAAGUUCGUCUAGAGUGACAAAAUUAAUUAAGCUCCAUAUCUCAUAUUUAGUUAACUUAAUAUGAGUAGAUAAAGCUUUAGACUGAGAAAAGUAAAUUGUGAAAUUCAAUAAUUAUUCAAUUAAAAAGUUGUACUGUUUUGAUUAUGAAA
This is a messenger RNA of Jatropha curcas, 694 nucleotides long. It is a transcript of the gene CRR7, whose product is annotated as chlororespiratory reduction 7. Lineage: Eukaryota; Viridiplantae; Streptophyta; Magnoliopsida; Malpighiales; Euphorbiaceae. The record is from RefSeq and is a predicted model, not a curated record. Gene Ontology annotation, cellular component: chloroplast stroma.